Paramuricea clavata is the source of this 1051-nucleotide messenger RNA. NCBI's taxonomy places the organism in Eukaryota, Metazoa, Cnidaria, Anthozoa, Malacalcyonacea, Plexauridae. The record is from the annotation of a GenBank genome assembly.
AUGGCAAAUGCUGAUACAGACUUUGGUAAGGCUUGUUCAUUUGCAAAUGCUAAACGAAAGGAAUUAUCCGAAGAGGUAAAGCCUGAAUAUCGGGAAGAGCAUGCGCAUAUUGUACCUGAAAUAAUAGAAGGCAAGUCAAAACAGUCAUCAGCAAGCGAUGUUUAUGCUUUAGGGAGAGUUGUUUUAAAGGUUGGGGAGUUUUGUAAGUGCGAGCAGAUUAUCAUGCCAACCAAGUCAGUAGCGUAGCCAGCCCGACUAUUUGGUCCCGCUAUGCAAAUAUUUUCAUGUUCAUUGACUGUGAAAACAAUCAAUUUCUAAAGAAAUUAAUAAUGAUAAUAAUUUUGAAUUUGCAUAGCGGGACUAAAUUGUCGGGCUGGCUACGCCACUGAACCAAGUCAUGUUUGAACGAUAUAUUUAAGAGAUGUACGCAUAUAGUAAUACAUUCAUCAUAGAAGAAUGUGAAAUAUUGCCGAAAAAACCGUUAGCCACCAUCACAGAACGCACAAAUUCAUCUGAUAUAUAAGCACAUAGUAAACACUUAAUACAUUUUGUUGCUCUGCAAUAAAUAUUAAAUUUUAUUGACACAUUACGUUUGAAUGAUUUUUGUUACAGAAAUUUAUUUGAACAACUAUAUAGAUAGUGAUUUAAAGAAGAGCGCGUGUAAAAAUCUAUAGAACAGUAUAAAUCACAGACUUUUGUUAUAAAUAUGUCAUUCUGGGCGUCAUGCUGCUAAGUCAUCGCCAACUAUUUCGGCCACGUGUAAAACAUUCAGGUCAGCGGGUUUCUCUAUUAAUGGGAUACACUUGGUGUAAUAGGAAAGAGAAAAGUAAAAAAUGUAAGUACGAAAUAAAUAGGUAAAAUGUUUCCCUAUAUAUUUUCAGCUUUUACUACAUAUUUAUCAAUUAAUUUUCUAUUUAUUUUUGUCCAGGACCACGAAUAUCUCAUCAAGUGGGAUGGCUGGCCGCAGGAGUGUUGUAGUUGGGAGCCUUCACUUGAGGUUAUUAUGGACUAUUUAAUAGUAUUUAUGUAUUUCGCUAAUCUUAGUAUUUGA